UGCCUAAUUAUUCCUCGAGUGCGUGCGCGGAACGGAAACGGAUCCCGCCGGCUCCUUCCUUUCGUGUUGCUGCUGCCUCUCCGUCACUUCCAAAGACACAGAAACCCGACCCUGAGGAGGGGGAAAAUUGGAAACCCUCGAGGCCUAAAUUGCAGCGGAUUUGCGGAGGCGGGGACGGGAGACACAGAAUUGGGGCGCGGAUCCGUCGGGUAGGAGCGGCGGGGGCGAGAUCUAUGCGCGGAGCCGGAGGGGGAGGAGGAGUGGGCUGAGCAGGGGAGCGGGUGUGACAAUGGAGGAGGCGGAGGAGACGUCGUUCUCGGUGGUCGUGGUGCUGGUGGCGCUCGCGGUGGUGCCAGUUCUGGUGCUGGUGGUGCGGAGCCGGUGGCGGCGCGCCGCGGCGCGGAGGGAGGAGGUGUGGCGCCUCUCGCGGCUGGCCGCGGAGGAGUCUGAGCUGGCGGAGCGGGAGUCGGUGAUCGCGUACUACUCGGAGCUGUUCCCAGGCGUGGUGCAGGCCGCGGAGGUGCCCCCGGCGCCGGUGUGGGCGCUGCCGCCGGUGGCGGUGGCUCCUGGUCCGGCGCAGGAAGAGGUGGAGGUGCAGCCGCAGCCGCUGGUGGGGGCCAAGGGGGUCUGCGCGGUGUGCUUCAGGCCGACCACGUUCAGAUGCAAGCAGUGCAAGGCAGUCAAGUACUGUUCCUUCAAAUGCCAGAUAGCCCACUGGAGACAAGGCCACAAAGAUGAAUGCCAUCCACCAAGUGUUAAUACUAGGCCUGAUGAUGAAGGAAAAGUUGAACAGGGAAGAGCUUCUGAAGAAAAUGUAUUAGUUGGUGUAAAAUCGGUUGCUGUUGGAUCUGAAACUUCUGAUGCAAACCGUGACUUGAAGAGUUUAAAUGGUAAAAGUAAACAUCUGCCUUUAGAAGAGGUAUGUGCCAGCGCAAAGGUUGCUGGAGAUCAUCAUUCCAACAGCACGGGCAAAAUUUCUCAAAAUGCUCCACUAUCUGUUGACAGUAGUAAGAUGCGAUCAAACAUCAAACAUGCAGAUUUUGUUGAAAAGGUUUCUUCCACUAAGGACUUAGAUGAGGCGUUGCCAUGUAAGUCUGAAGCUUCUGCAGCGGAGAUAAUUGCUCAUAACAGUUCUGUUAAUGAAGAAUCCUCUGAUCGUUCCAAGGAACACUAUACAGCUCAGACAAGUAAUAGAGAAUUUGAAGAUAAUAGCAAUCCUCAAGCUGCUGCAUCUGUUGUACUGGAACCCAAAAGUUCUAGGACUCCUAUUCGUGUGGAAGUUCAGACGUCUGAAACAAAACCUGUUGGUAAUGACAACAUUCAGAGCGCAAAACCUGCUUUGACGGUUGAUAAAGUUUCUUCUGUUCGUGGGAGAUGUUCUGUGACACCUAAUCCAUUGAAAAAGGCUGAUGAUCUUUCUGAUAGAAUAUUUAAAUCAUCAGAGAGAUCAGGUUCAACAGCAAAUAACCUUGCAACAUCUUUGAAGAAAAUUGUCAGGCAGCAAACAGCACCAAAAGUUGUGAGGCAUUAUCCAUCAGAAUUGACACUCUUUCCAUAUGAACUUUUCGUGAAGCUCUACGACAAGGUUGAGUUGCACCCUUUUGGUCUUCAUAACCUUGGCAACAGCUGCUAUGCAAAUACUGUUCUUCAGUGCUUGAUGUUUACUCGACCACUUACAACAUAUCUUUUGGAAGGGCUUCAUUCAAAAAAUUGUUCCAAAAAGGAAUGGUGCUUCAUGUGUGAAUUUGAAAAACUCAUUGUGGAGGGCAAACAGAACAAGACUGCUUUGUCGCCAACUGGAAUACUCUCUCAUUUGCACGACAUUGGCAGUAGCUUUGGUCCUGGUAAACAAGAAGAUGCUCAUGAAUUUCUUAGGUAUGCCAUUGAUGCUAUGCAAUCUGUGUGCAUUAAGGAAGCUAGAAAAGGAGGUGCUCAUCGGUCAGCGGACGAAACAACACUCGUGCAAUUAAUAUUUGGGGGCUAUCUGCGAUCUAAGAUAAAAUGCACUAGGUGCCGUGGUAUUUCUGAGCAAUGUGAGCGUAUGCUGGAUCUCACUGUUGAAAUAGAUGGUGACAUCAAUUCACUUGAAGAAGCACUUGAGCGGUUUACAUCCACUGAAGUCUUGGAUGGAGAAAAUAGAUAUCAAUGUAUCAGAUGCAAAUCCUAUGAGCGUGCUAAAAAGAAGUUGACAAUAUCAGAAGCGCCGAAUGUACUGACGAUUGCAUUAAAAAGAUAUCAGUCUGGCAAGUUUGGGAAGAUCAGCAAAGCCAUCAGAUUUCCAGAGACCCUGAACUUGAAUCGCCACAUGAGCGCAACUGAUGACUAUUCCCCUGUGUACAGCCUUUAUGCAGUGGUUGUUCAUCAUGAUGUCUUGAAUGCUGCCUUUUCUGGUCAUUAUGUAUGUUAUGUUAAGGACACACAAGGAAAGUGGUACAAGAUAGAUGACAGUCAGGUCAAAUCUGUAUCUCUGGAAAAUGUCAUGUCAAAGUGUGCAUACAUGCUGCUGUAUGCAAGGUGUUCACCGAGGGCACCAAGCUCUGUGAGGCAAGCGAUGAAUGGUCAAGACCCAUCACGUGUGAAGAAGGCCAGGCAGAAGGUAAUUCCAGGGGAGACAACAUUGCGACGAGGUUCCUUCAACAGACACCAAGGUGGCCAGCUGCAUACAGAUCGUAUCGCAGAUGACCAUACCCAUACAUUCGACGAAUAUGGAGAUACACCAUAUCCACCAGCAGAAUCUCCAAGUCCAAGCGAGAGUUCAUCGCUUUUCAGCAAUUCUGAUGCAGUGUCGCACAGCACCGAUAGCAGUGACAGCACAAGGAAUUCAACCAGUACUGAGGAGUAUGAAUACAUAUUUGGAGCCUCAGAUAAAAUGUAUCCAGGAGGCCCCAUGGUAGCAUCUGUGGAUAACGACUAUACGACAUAUUCCCGUUCAAGGUCCGGCUUGAAUACCAGCUCAUCAGGUCGGGAGGUGGAUCUGGCAGGCAAUGCCGAGAGGUUUGUUGAUCACAAGCUUCAGGGCACCAGAGGGGGUUGGGUCGAGGGCGAUGACCGCCCAUCCAUAUUGUAUACUGACAGAAGUAAACAACACUUCAGCAGCAAGUUAACAGACCGAUAUAGGCAGUUAGAUAGGACUGGACAUGACCCUGGAGAAACCAGGGGUAGUGUUUUAUUGAGAAGACCGGCUAGGUAAAGCACUGCCCAACCAUUUUAUUGAUAUGGAGAGUUUGGGUUGUAGAGGAAUAAUGGUGUAGCCUGUAAUUUUAUCUCGUUGCAAUGUGAAAAUGAAAUGUGGUAGUUGAUAAAAAUGAAAGGAAUUUCUGUCGUGCGUCCUUCUGAAAUCCUUUGAAGCAUUCAACUUGGUGCCUCAAGGUUGGCGCGACGAGUUGCAAGGUUGCAUCGUUGGUCAAAACCAAAGG
Molecule: messenger RNA, 3416 nt
Organism: Phragmites australis (common reed)
Lineage: Eukaryota; Viridiplantae; Streptophyta; Magnoliopsida; Poales; Poaceae
Product: ubiquitin carboxyl-terminal hydrolase 17-like
Exons: 11
Coding region: 290-3190 (966 amino acids)
Biological process (GO): protein deubiquitination
Cellular component (GO): cytosol; nucleus
Molecular function (GO): cysteine-type endopeptidase activity; cysteine-type deubiquitinase activity
Source: RefSeq, a predicted model, not a curated record